Molecule: messenger RNA, 1311 nt
Organism: Aspergillus terreus NIH2624
Lineage: Eukaryota; Fungi; Ascomycota; Eurotiomycetes; Eurotiales; Aspergillaceae
Exons: 3
Coding region: 1-1311 (436 amino acids)
Cellular component (GO): nucleus
Molecular function (GO): DNA binding
Source: RefSeq, a predicted model, not a curated record
AUGGGGCGCGAUAUUGAGUGGAUAUCAGCAUCUCCCUACAAAUCGCGCAUUCAGAUGGCUAUUUCAGCUUAUCAGAAAGGCCAGGUUAAAUCAAUUAAACGCGCUGUGGCCCUUUUUGCUGUCCCCGAAAGCACUAUACGCGAGGAUUUCCAAUUCGACCCGAAUAUCUACGUGGAAUGGCCCAGGUUUUACUUCGCAGUCGUUUACAAGACCCUACCGCAGCUAUCGGAACUAAACUGGCCUUAUAACUUUGUUAAACGCCAUCCUCAGCUCCGUACGCGAUAUACAAGGCGUAUUACCUAUCAGCGCGCAAAGCAGGAAGAUCCAAAGGUUAUAGGCCCGUGGUUUGAGACCGUACGAGCGACUAUUCAAGAACACGGCAUACAUGAAGACGAUAUCUGGAAUUUCGACGAAACUGGCUUUGCAAUGGGAGUCUGCUCUACUUCAAAAGUGAUUACUGCAGUAGAGCGAAGCGAGCGACCGCGCAGAGUUAUUCAGGGCAAUCGUGAAUGGGUUACAAUCAUCGAAACAAUCGGGUCAAGAGGCGUAUAUCUACCGCCAGUCAUUAUAUUAAAGGCAAGCGUUCAACAGGCUGCCUGGUUCCAAGAACCUAAGCUGCCUCGCGACUGGUGGAUUUCUACUAGUCAGAAUGGCUGGACGACUGAUGAAAUAGGCCUUCUCUGGCUGAAAAAUGUCUUUGAACCGCUUUCUAAGCGCUAUAUGACUGGUGCAAAGCGCUUGCUUAUUCUUGACGGCCAUAGUAGUCAUUUAACUGCUGAAUUCGAUGAUUUCUGCAAGCAGAAUGCAAUAAUAUGUCUCUGCAUGCCUGCCCAUACUUCACAUCUUCUUCAACCGCUUGAUGUGGGCGUUUUUGGCCCGCUUAAAGAGGCGUACGGAAAGCUCCUUGAAGACCUUAUGGCUGCUGGCAACAACCAUAUUAAUAAAGAAGACUUCCUAUCGCUAUAUCCGGACGCCCACAAGCAAAUCUUUACUUCGGCCAAUAUCUGCAGCGGCUUUAGAGGAGCAGGGCUUAAGCCGCUUGAUCCAGAGCAUGUUCUUUCCAAGCUUACCUUUCAACUGCGUACGCCUACACCACCACUAGUUGAAGGCUCAGUUUCCUCUGCUUUUCAGACUCCGCAGAAUACUCGCCAGCUGAAUCGAAAGGUUCGAAGCCUGCAGAAUAGCCUUAAUAGAAAGCGGCAGCUUUCUAGCAGUCCUAUUGCGCAUAUUCAACAUCUGGAGAAAGCAGCGCAGAUGGCGAUGCAAACUACCCUUCUUUUGCAGCAAGAAAUUAUGGGCUAUACGCGCUGA